AUGCCUACCGGUUCUGUUCUUGUCGCUGGUGGCACGGGCUACAUUGGCUCGUUCACCUCCUUGGCCCUGCUCCAGGCUGGCUACAAAGUUGUUGUCAUUGACAAUUUGUACAACUCCUCCGUGGAGGCCCUGAACCGCAUUGAGUUGAUCUGUGGCAAGAAGCCCGAGUUCGUUGAGCUCGAUGUUACCGAUGAGAACGCCUUUGACAAGGUCUUCGAGGCUCACCCCGACAUUGACAGCGUUAUCCACUUUGCUGCCUUGAAGGCUGUCGGCGAGUCUGGCGAGAAGCCCCUCGACUACUACUACACCAACGUCUUCGGCUCCAUUAACCUCCUGCGUGCUAUGGUCCGCCACAAUGUCUACAACAUUGUCUUCUCCAGCUCCGCCACCGUCUACGGUGAUGCCACCCGUUUCCCCGACAUGAUUCCCAUCCCCGAAAACUGCCCUCUGGGCCCCACCAACCCCUACGGUAACACCAAGUUCGCCGUUGAGACUAUCAUCACCGACACCAUCAACGCCCAGCGCAACAAUGCCAUCAAGGCCGGCAACGAGGCUGAGGCCAAGAAGUGGAACGGCGCUCUCCUGCGCUACUUCAACCCCGCCGGUGCUCACCCCUCCGGUAUUAUGGGUGAGGACCCCCAGGGUGUCCCCUACAACCUGCUGCCCCUCCUGGCCCAGGUCGCCACCGGCAAGCGUGAGAAGCUUGCCGUCUUUGGUGAUGACUACGCCUCUCACGAUGGUACUGCCAUCCGUGACUACAUCCACGUUCUCGAUCUGGCUGAUGGCCACUUGAAGGCCCUGAACUACCUCCGCGCCAACAACCCCGGUGUUCGCGCCUGGAACUUGGGUACCGGCAGGGGUUGUACCGUUUACGAGAUGAUUCGCGCUUUCUCUGCUGCUGUCGGCCGAGAUCUUCCUUACGAGGUCGCUCCCCGUCGUGCUGGUGAUGUCUUGAACUUGACUGCCAAUGCCAGCCGUGCCCACGAGGAGCUUGGCUGGGCCCCUACCCACACUCUCGAGCAGGCUUGCGAGGACCUCUGGCUCUGGACUCACAACAACCCUGAGGGAUACCGUCAGCAGCCGCCGGCCGAGCUGCUGGCUCAGCUGAAGAAAUAA
Molecule: messenger RNA, 1116 nt
Organism: Penicillium odoratum
Lineage: Eukaryota; Fungi; Ascomycota; Eurotiomycetes; Eurotiales; Aspergillaceae
Product: NAD-dependent epimerase/dehydratase family protein
Exons: 3
Coding region: 1-1116 (371 amino acids)
Biological process (GO): beta-D-galactose catabolic process via UDP-galactose, Leloir pathway
Cellular component (GO): cytosol
Molecular function (GO): UDP-glucose 4-epimerase activity
Source: RefSeq, a predicted model, not a curated record